AUGGCCAGGGGUAUAACAGCAGUCCAGUCUCGCACGAAGCCCAAGGAUGUCAUAUCUGUCCCUGUAUUAACCUAUACCGAUGCUUUGCCACGGAAUGACCUUCGCAGUCUUCCUGGGGCCCCACAACGUCCAGGAGAGCCCACAGCGAAUGAACAGUGGGACUUCAGUCAACAACCUGCAGGAGAUGGUUGGAUUAGAAUGCCAACACCAGCCCAAACAGCUGCCCAGGGUGCAACUUUCGACUUUUGCGUGACUGCACCACCAGAUGAAGCUGUCCAACCUAGCACCCGACUAGACCGCUUUCCAACCGAGCAAGAUAUGAUUGGCAUUGCCCUGGGGAGUCCUGGCAUGUUGAACAAAGAUGGGUCUCUGCCACCGCCCAGGUUUGAUACCUUGGCUUUUUCCCCAGAAAAAGAUCUUCCUCAAAAGCCAAGCAAAUGGAAGAAGAUUGGCGGAUUGUUCAAGGCAAAGAACGCCUUCACAUCCCUCCCGGAAGCGCAAGAAAGCGAGGGCAAGCCACAUGGCAACGGUGAUGCACAAUCUGAGAAGUCCCGCAAAGCCAAAGAAAGAAACCAGUCGACAGAAGACGGUAACGACGCCAAGGAUACAAGGGAUCAAGGCCUUUUGCUGAGUGUCGACAUUCCGGAUGUUCAGAUGGAGCGAUAUAGCGUCAUGUUCGGCAAUGUUGUCAACAACAACGAGAGACCCUCACUGCUGACCAGAAGAGCUAAAACGCUGGACAAGCUUAGCGUGCCAGAUGCAAUUGGCUUUCUGAAAUCCCCCACACCACCCCCAAUGCCCCAGCGCCGAGCAACAUCACCGGGACGCUCAAGCUUCACCGUGUUUCCCACCUCACAGCCCUCGAAAGCGGCAGAGAUACUUGGUACACAGAACUUCUCCCGUGGACCGACUCCUCUGGUGAGGGCAAACACGCUUCCCAUCGAGAGUCCAUCAAAAAUGCUACCGCAACUACCCCAUCAUUUUGCACACGCGGACAGCGUCUCUUCGUUCGAAUCACCUGUCAUUCCGAAGAUAUUUUCUGAGAGUUCCAGUACCCCAAAGCCUUCUAGUAGCUAUGACAAGCCUCUUCCUGCCAUAAAGCCGGAGCAACAGCCUAUUCGAUUACAGCACAGUGUUCAACUGCAGGAGCCUGCUCCAUCUUCGCAGGACAUCCGGUUACAACACAGCGCCCAAUCACACGGCGUUACUGUAACAUUGUCAGAGCCACAGCCUACUCGAGCACAACAGAGCAUUCAGACGCAGAAGAUCACUGCAUCUCCCCAGCAGAUCCGGUUACACCAAAGCGCCCAACAACACAGCGUUGCAGUUACAAGGCAAGAACCACAGCUCGCUGAAUUACCGAAAGAUGUUCGAACACAAAAGGAAAAUCUGUCCCCGCAAAGGGUUUGGCCACAACAAAGCGUCCAACCACAAAAUGUUGCCAUAAUGGUGCCAGAACCACAACCUGAGCACAAUGUUCAACCACAAAAGACUACUCCAUCUCCCCAGCAGACCCGGCCAGAAGAGAGCGUCCAACCACAAAACGUUGCUGUGACAGUGUCACAGCCACAGCCUAGUCACGCACAACAGAGUGUUCAGACGCAGAAUGAUACUCCGUCCCCACAGAAGACAAGGCCACAACAAAAUGUUCAAUCACACCACAUUUCUUCAGCCACAGCAGAUCCUCAGUCUGCUCUCUUACAGAAGAGUAUUCGACAACAAACAGGCACUAUGCCUCCACAGAACAUGCGGCCACAGCAGAGCUCCCAACCUUAUCAGAAUGUUUCCACAAAGCAACCUAUUCCACGGCAGCCAGUUUUCCAACCGAGAAAGGAUUCUCUGCCGCACGCAGCAUCAGUGCAGCCGAGAAAGGAUUCUCUGCCACAAGCAGCAUCAGUGCAGCCGAGAAAGGAUUCUCUGCCACAAGCAACAUCAAAGCAGUCUCAGCGCCCUCCGUUACCACACAAUUACUUUCACCACCCACCUAAUAUGCCUAUGGAUCACCAUAAAACCAACCAUUCAGCUCGCCCACGCCUCAGAGUUCAAACCCAAGGCCGACCCCAACCACAAGUUAGAGAUCCAUUAUCAGGCGGCACACUUCUAAGCGCAUCAUCAAGAUCAAGCCCAGCCCGGGACCAGCUUGACCGGAUCGUGACCCCAUUAUCAGGCAACACACUUCUAAGUGCAUCAUCAAGAUCAAGCCCAGCCCGGGACAAGCUUGACCGAAUUGUGACCCCAGUAUCAGCCUCGUCAGGCCCCAGAUCUGGCGUAUCGCCAGCAGAAUCCACCCGCAUGCCAUUCGCCGAUGCGGUUGAACCCAUUGAUACCGCCGAAGAAGACCCCGAGCCCGAACCCCAAGUCGAACGUUCAAUCCCAAAGGUUGAGGUCUCCAUAGCUCGUUCUAUCUCUGUCUCGCGGGCAAAGCGACAGGUCAUCGUUCCCAUCGGAGCGAGGAUCGAUCACCUAGACCCAGACGAGCGGUUCGUGCAGAGAAGAGCUAUGACACCGCAGAUUACAGACGUGCACCGAGGGCAUCGGCCGGGUGUCUCUCAAGAGUUGCGGAUCGAGUGUCUGUGA
Molecule: messenger RNA, 2577 nt
Organism: Penicillium paradoxum
Lineage: Eukaryota; Fungi; Ascomycota; Eurotiomycetes; Eurotiales; Aspergillaceae
Exons: 3
Coding region: 1-2577 (858 amino acids)
Source: RefSeq, a predicted model, not a curated record